Molecule: messenger RNA, 2472 nt
Organism: Nelumbo nucifera (sacred lotus)
Lineage: Eukaryota; Viridiplantae; Streptophyta; Magnoliopsida; Proteales; Nelumbonaceae
Source: RefSeq, a predicted model, not a curated record
GUGGCCUGAGGGGGAGUAGGGGACCAAAAUCAAGUUACCGCUUUCCGUGUUCAUUUUGUUUCCUCUUUGAAAUCGAUGUCUUCAGACUGCUUCAAUCCCAUCACGUCAGAAUUAUCUUUGUAAUUCCGUUGGAUCUGCAAGUUUUUCCCAUACUAGUCUUUGAAAUUUGUUUCUGGUUUCUUAAUUUUCACAGAUCUUUUGUCUUGUUUGUAAUCGGUUUCGUGGAUCAAGCGGAAAAAAUUCCUGUGGAAAUGGUUCUAGUGCUUUUGUUCAACUCCGUAUUGCAUUUGGUGAGAACUUUGAACGUUUCAAAAUCAAGUUACCAACAUCAUUCAUUGCGGGGUUGGGAAUGUUUUUGUCUUGAUUCCAACAAGUGUCUACAGUCUUUAUGUACCAAGGAGCCAUAAAUAUGUUUACGGCCUCCUCGGCCUUUUUAUUGGCCAACUAUGUCCAUCUGUCCUUAAAAUAGAAGAUAACGAACAUUUUCUUGUUUGAAGGAUAGUUUUAAUAUUUUCAAAAAGCUUUAGGUACACAUGUCGAUCACAUAUAUUGACGACCAAUUGAAGAACGAUGGUUCAGCUCACUGUCAAAAUCUUUAGACCCAAAGUACAAUUGGAAUAGGCUUCUUUUUCGUACUAACUUGACACUACCCCAAAUACUAAAGUAGAACUUUCCCGUUUCUCAUUACCAAAUAACACUCUCUCUCGCAAUCCACCGCAGUUCUCUCCCGAAUCUUCCCCAUCACCACCAGUAGCGGCGGAGGAACAAUACAUGGAGGCCCUUCACUCACCAGCACUUCGAAUCUCUCCACUGGAGCCUCUCCGCAAACAGUCCCCUCAACUCACCAAUGUCAAGCCCAUCACUACCAAGAAGAACGCAUCCACUCCGAUCUGCGCUGCAGUGUCAACAACAACUUCAGCUCCCAAGCGAGAGACGGACCCCAAGAAGAGAGUCGUCAUCACUGGGAUGGGCCUCGUUUCCGUCUUCGGUAACGACGUUGAUACCUAUUAUGACCGUCUCCUCGCUGGAGAAAGCGGCAUUGCUCCUAUCGAUCGGUUCGAUGCGUCCAAAUUCCCCACCAGGUUCGCCGGUCAAAUACGGGGAUUUACUUCCCAGGGUUACAUUGAUGGCAAGAAUGACCGUCGCCUCGACGAUUGCCUCCGUUACUGCCUGGUCUCUGGAAAGAUGGCCCUCGAAAAUGCUGGUCUACGCGGUGAUAAUCUCUCCAAGAUCGACAAGGAACGAGCAGGUGUGCUUGUUGGGACGGGCAUGGGUGGUCUUACAGUGUUUUCUAAUGGUGUUCAAGCUCUAAUAGAGAAAGGUCACAGAAAAAUCACUCCCUUUUUUAUUCCUUAUGCUAUAACAAACAUGGGAUCUGCGUUACUUGCAAUUGAACUUGGUUUCAUGGGGCCAAACUAUUCGAUAUCAACUGCUUGUGCUACCUCCAAUUAUUGCUUCUAUGCUGCUGCCAACCACAUCCGGCGAGGUGAAGCUGAUUUAAUGAUUGCUGGUGGAACUGAAGCUGCAAUUAUUCCGAUUGGAUUAGGUGGUUUUGUUGCAUGUAGAGCUUUAUCACAGAGAAAUGAUGAUCCACAAACUGCUUCAAGGCCUUGGGACAAGGAUCGAGAUGGCUUUGUUAUGGGAGAAGGUGCUGGAGUAUUGGUAAUGGAGAGUUUGGAACAUGCAAUGAAACGUGGUGCACCAAUUAUUGCUGAAUAUUUGGGAGGUGCAGUUAACUGUGAUGCUUAUCAUAUGACUGAUCCAAGGGCUGAUGGACUUGGUGUUUCAUCAUGCAUUGAGAGUAGCCUUGAAGAUGCCGGUGUGUCACCAGAGGAGGUUAACUACAUAAAUGCACAUGCAACUUCCACAAUCGCUGGUGACCUUGCUGAGGUGAAUGCCAUAAAAAAGGUAUUCAAGAACACAAAGGAGAUCAAAAUGAAUGCAACCAAGUCUAUGAUAGGGCACUGCCUUGGUGCAGCAGGAGGCCUAGAAGCCAUUGCUACAGUAAAAGCCAUUACUACAGGGUGGCUGCAUCCUACUAUAAACCAGUUUAAUCCAGAGCCUUCAGUUGAGUUUGAUACUGUUGCAAAUAAAAAGCAACAGCAUGAAGUGAACGUUGCCAUUUCAAAUUCUUUUGGGUUUGGAGGACAUAACUCAGUUGUGGUAUUCUCAGCAUUCAAGCCCUGAUCAAUCGUCUGUGAUUUUGGAAGAACAGCAAUCUUGCUCAUCCAAGAUUCCCCAGAUUUUCUUUUAUAGAGGCUUCUUUGUCAUUAUUCUUUCUAGCACGCUGCUUUUUCAAAGAAAAAGCAAUUUUUCCAUGGAAUCAAAAGCAGUUCUGCCGGUUUUUCUGUUAGCCAUUGAACUAAUUUAAAGGGCUAGGUAGUGUAGUUUCUGAGAUUUCAUUCAGGUUUGUAGAAUGUAAUUGUUGAAGCUUAUGCCAAAUAGUCUUGCUUAGAAGCUCUUAUUUUUAGA